AUGGGUGGAGAAUCGAAUCCGCCCCCCAUGUUCUCACUCAUUCUCCAGCUUUGGCACGGCCCUAUGACCUACCAUACAUACUAUUACAGCAAGGAGAACCACCUGGGCCACUUGAAUCUCAAGUUCCGAGUGGGCCGUCUUCUUGGCGGCAAACAACUCUAUAUCACCGAAAAAGCCCGGCAUUUGGGGGAUACCCAGCUAUGGAAACAAGAGUUCGCCUACCUGCUACCAAGAGCCACUUCGCCCAAAGGAGUAAGUCUGUACGAUCAAACGGUAAGCUUAAACCAUCAGAGUAUGGGGGUGUUGGAAGCCGCAGGGCGAGGGCCUGAAACUGGUCUGGUGGGCACAAAAGUAGGGUCUGUUCUUCACUAUGUACGAAGUAUUUCUCCCUUCCAAUACACCCACCCGAAGGAUUGCGUAGUAAUCAAAUGUGGAUACUUUGUCGGAUUCUCGUACAGGAACACCUGGCAAACGCCAGUACGAAGGAGUAAAAUAGGCAGUGUAUGGGGGUUGUUGCGACCCAAAAAUUUUCGACCGGGCGAGAUGAGGCUUCAGGGGCCUCGUUGGCGGCUGAAGAUCAUACACGCUAGCGAGCUGUUGCCGAUGCUUCCGUGUAGCAGAACGCGCAGCCACGACCCCUGCUGA
Molecule: messenger RNA, 645 nt
Organism: Pyricularia oryzae 70-15
Lineage: Eukaryota; Fungi; Ascomycota; Sordariomycetes; Magnaporthales; Pyriculariaceae
Exons: 3
Coding region: 1-645 (214 amino acids)
Source: RefSeq, a predicted model, not a curated record